Messenger RNA from Fusarium poae, 1560 nucleotides. RefSeq lists its product as uncharacterized. Bases 1 to 1560 code for a protein of 519 amino acids. NCBI's taxonomy places the organism in Eukaryota, Fungi, Ascomycota, Sordariomycetes, Hypocreales, Nectriaceae. The record is from RefSeq and is a predicted model, not a curated record. Gene Ontology annotation, molecular function: hydrolase activity, acting on carbon-nitrogen (but not peptide) bonds. The transcript is spliced from 2 exons.
AUGGCUUCCUCAAAGAUAUUCACCAAUGGCCGAUUCCUUAGCAACACCCACGCCUCUCACCAAGAAUGCAUGAUCACCCAAGAAUCCAACAUUGUAUACAUUGGCCCAGAGAAUGAUGCAGCAGUUCAAAAGGCAAAAUCCAAUGGCGCUGAAAUUUUGAACCUUGGCAACAGAGUUGUCCUCCCCGGCUUCAUCGAUAGCCAUGUCCAUUUGUUAUUCUUUGGACUCUCACAGCAAAAGCUCGACCUUGGGGGAUGCAAGUCUCUUGAAGAAAUCCGACAGAGACUAUCCGCUUUCGCAUCAUGCAACCCUGACCUACCACAUAUUCUGUGCCGAGGAUGGCUUCAGUCUGCGACUGGGGGAAUCGCACUGGCGAGUAUGAUCGAUGAUGUCGACCCAAGGCCAAUUUUCAUUGAUUCGAAUGACCUUCACUCAGUCUGGUGUAAUACUGCCGCUUUGAAGAAGCUACCCAUCCAAGAAAUGAAAGCAAAGGUGCCAGAAUUCAUCACAUGUGACAAAGACGGAAACCCAACUGGCCUUCUGGCAGAAGCCGCCGUUACAGCCUUUAUCUGGCCUUUUCUUAUCCAGUCGCUUUCUAUGGAUGAAAAGAUAGAGGAAGCCUUGCAAGUACUACGAGAAACCAAGGGCAUCAAUCUUCAUAUCGCUGCUCACUGGUUUAUUCCCUACGAAGCAGAUCAGACUCUUCUCGAUGCACAAAUCCAAGAAGCUAUCGACAUGCACAAUAAAUUCCACCCUUCAAAGUCCCCGGAGUUCUGCAUCGUCGGCGUCAAAAUUAUCGGAGACGGUACAGUAGACGGCUGCACAGCCGCGCUAUCAUACCCCUAUGGAGAAUCCGUUGAUCUCGUCGAGCCGCUAUGGCCAGCCCAAGCUUUGAACAGAACACUGCAUCAUAUUACAAAAGCUGGUAUGCAGUGCGCCAUACACGCUAUUGGGGACAUAGCCAUCAACCAAGCCAUCGAGGCAAUAGCGAGCACUAAUAACCCUACCGCUCGCCAUAGGAUCGAGCACUUGGAAAUGGCUACCCCAGAAGACGCCCUUAGACUUGGUGGUCUUGGCAUAACAGCUUCGGUACAGCCUGUCCACAGUGACCCUGCAAUCCUCGAAGGAUACUCCAAGCUAGUCAAACCAUCAGCGUGGGAAAAUGCGUUUCCUUAUAAAGAGUGUCUUGACGGUCAUGCAAAUAUGGCAAUUGGCACUGACGCACCCACAGCCCGACACUUGUCUUUUCCAAACCUGUAUAACGCAACUACGAGAAAGUCUGCAUUGGAGCCCGAGAUGGACAAGGUUACAAAUGGCAAGAGUGCUCUCACUUUGGCACAGGCUACGAAGGCUGCAACAUAUGGAGCUGCGUAUUCUAGGUUUGCAGAGACUUGGACAGGGAGUCUGAAAGAGGGACUGAGAGCAGAUUUCAUGGUUUUGCCGGGUAUUCCGGAAGUUCACGGGCUUUUGGAUGUCAAGGUCGACGAGACAUGGUUUGGAGGAAAGAAGGUUUACGACAAGAGGGGCAAGGGAAGUCAAUUGGGUAGUUCCCGUCUGUAA